Pteronotus mesoamericanus is the source of this 1711-nucleotide messenger RNA. RefSeq names its product arylacetamide deacetylase-like. Gene Ontology annotation, cellular component: membrane. The record is from RefSeq and is a predicted model, not a curated record. NCBI's taxonomy places the organism in Eukaryota, Metazoa, Chordata, Mammalia, Chiroptera, Mormoopidae. The coding region runs from base 51 to 1250 and encodes 399 amino acids. The transcript is spliced from 5 exons. Gene Ontology annotation, molecular function: carboxylic ester hydrolase activity; lipase activity.
UUUCAGUGUAUUUGCUGUGCUGCCAAGCAGACGGAGCAGAAGGAAACGUCAUGGGAAGAAAGACUAUUUUGCUGCUGAUACUGGGCAUCCUUGGAGCAUAUUAUGUUUAUACUCCUGUCCCAGACAAUUUUGAGGAGCCAUGGAAACUAAUGUGGGUGACCACACAACUUAAAACUGUAGGAUAUUUGGCUCUGUUUGCUGAACUAUUGGGAAUCAACCAUUUCAUGAGCACUUACAGGUUCUUUGCUAGUUUACAAGACGUCCCACCCACAUCUGACAAAAAUGUCACUGUGAUGGAGACAACUUUCGACAACGUUCCUGUCCGUGUAUAUAUUCCAAAUCAAAAGUCAGAGGCACUAAGAAGGGGCCUAUUUUAUAUUCAUGGUGGCGGCUGGGCUUUGGGGAGUGCUGCUUUCUAUACUUAUGACUUGCUCUCAAGACGAACAGCUAAUAGACUUGAUGCUGUUGUCAUUUCAACCAAUUAUAGACUAGCACCUAAAUAUCAUUUUCCCAAUCAAUUUGAAGAUGUAUAUAAUUCAUUAAAGUGGUUCUUACGCCAAGAUGUUCUUAAAAAAUAUGGUGUAGAUCCCAAAAGAAUUGGUAUUUCUGGAGACAGUGCUGGAGGGAAUUUAGCUGCAGCAGUAUCUCAACAGCUCAUCGAUGACCCAGAUGUAAAGAUCAAACUCAAGACCCAGUCUUUGAUUUAUCCUGCCCUUCAGACUCUUGAUAUGGAUUUACCAUCAUAUCGGGAUAACGCACUCUUUCAGAUUCUGCCCAAAUCACUCAUGGUCAGGUUUUGGAGUGAAUACUUUACCACGGACAGAUCACUUGAGAAAGCAAUGCUCUCCAAUCAACAUGUACCAGUGGAAUCAAGCCAUCUCUUCAAAUUUGUUAAUUGGAGUUCUUUGCUCCCAGAGAUAUUUAAGAAAGGGCACUUUUAUAGGAGCCCAACUCAUGGUACUUCUGAGCUGUUUAAAAAGUACCCAGGGUUUCUAGAUGUGAGGGCAGCCCCUUUGUUGGCCGAGGACAACAAGUUACAUAGUUUACCUGUAACCUAUGUCAUGACCUGUGAAUAUGAUGUCUUAAGAGAUGACGGAAUCAUGUUUGUCACCCGACUUCGGAAGGCUGGAGUUAGGGUGACCCAUUGCCACUUUGAGAAUGGGUUCCAUGGAGCAAUGUCCAUUCCUGAACUCAAAAUUGGAUCUGAAAUAGAAAAUCAGUAUCUGAGUUGGCUAAAUGAAAAUCUAUAGUAAAAAUAUAGGUUCAUAAAACUACAUAAGCCUCAAAAUAGAAACAAGUUAGUGAGAAUCAAACAGUAUUGUUUAAAUUGAUUGAUGUUUAAUCAUCUGCUAACUUUCUAAGGUCCUCAGAACCAUCACGUUUUUUUUUUCUUUUUUUAACUCAGUGGUUCUUCUCUACUCCUUAUUCUGUGUUGUUUAUUCACUUCUGUACCUUAGAAAAUAUUACUUUCCUAUAUAUUUUUUCUUGCUACUAAAGUGUCUAAGAGACCAUUGGUAUUAAUUUUGGUAUUGUAGCACAGGAAUGGGCUUGCUUGCAUUAAGAAGUGAAUUUUACAGUAAUAGGCAAAUGGCAUUAUACUGAGGCAAAUACUUUGAAAAACAGUUGGCACGUAGGUCAUAUUACUGCCUACAAGGAUAUGUCAAGGCUCUAAAUCCAUGCCAGUAAAAGCUCUGGCAUUUAGGAAGCCAGA